UGCAAGUGCAAGUGCAAGUGCAAAGACAGCGAGACAGUAAGACAAGUACCUAAGACAGGCAAGCAGGACCAGCAGGCAGGACAGGUGGUAUAAAUCAGGUACCGCGAGGCUCGAGUUCCACCUGUUCGCAUGACCCCCCCUUUUUCUCUUUUUUAUUCGCUAUUCGUUUUAUUCGGUCCCUUUAAAAUCCACUAAUACACUAAACCAUCCCAUACUAACAUCCAUGAGUUACUAGGCAAGUCAGGGCAGUUUUUACCAGCCUACGUCCCGAUUUUUUUCUGCGACCCGCCUUUUCAUCCCCCACCGCCAAAAGCCAACUGAGGUCCCAAUACUUUAUCAAUAAUAAUACCACCCAUCUCCAGCUCCUCCCCCCCCCCCAGCACUCUGAGCUGGACGCCUUCUGCGACUUCUACACCAUUUUCCUUUAUUCAACCUUUAUGUACGACGACAACGUAAAUUUUUUGCCCAACAUGAACCCCACCGACGAGGAACUCGACCGCGACUGGCAACCCAAUGGCCGCCGACCUCAAUCUACGAUUGCCCGAUCUUUCAGUCAAGAGCUGAUGGAUAUCUUUCGGAUUGAAAACAGCCUUGCCGACCUGGACGAACAAAUUGACAAGCGAAAACAGCAAGUCAACAGUGGCCAGACCGAAUUAGAGGCCCUCGAGGCUAGAAUUAAGGAGAUGGAAGAACGACUGAAGAAGCAGAACCCCCCGGGAGUCGCCGGUAGCGUGAGCCCACGGUCUCAACGGCAAGCCAUUAGCGAUGCGUUCGGCAAGGCGGCAUCUACAGAGAAGGAUCUCGCACAGCAGCAGCAAAGGUCUCGACCAGGAACUGCUAAACAGGUACAGCAAGCACCUGCCCAUGGAGGAGCUAUGCCUCCGACCCCCACAGCCAGCGAAGGUGAAUACGUACUUGUCAAACAUAGCUCCUCUGGUGACGGCGCCGCUUGUUCUCGAACUUUUACUGACUAUGUCUACGUUUCUAAAGAUGGUGGUGACCGCGACAACUAAAUCGGCAUAACUGCGUUUCAACACUUCUUUUUUUGAGCCUGCGCCCCCUUAACCCGGCACGAGUUGAAUUUUUAUCGCUUUUUGGCUUCCAUCAGGUUUCGUAUUCUUCCCAGCGGAGUGUUAAAGGAGACACAUUUGCGUAACCUACGAACUUCCUCCAUCGAACCCCACAGAACCGAACUUGGACAAGAGUUCAGAUCGCCUCAGUUAGAGUAACUUGGAUACGCGUACCCCGGAUGAAACUAAUCCUUGCUCCUCGUUAUGGGAUCCGACCACAAGCGAGCCUUGGACCAUUCGAUUUUUCUCAUCGGCAAACGGGGGCCGAACGAGAACCGCCCAUUUUCCUAGUCUUACGAACCCGAAUUUACAACAACCCUCAAGAUAUCCCCUCGUUUAGAGAAAAGACGCGACGACGUUAUUUUCUUGUCCGUCUGGCGUUGAAGGCGUCCAUCUUCCUUUUCUCGACCAUUUUUCAAUCUUAGGAUC
Messenger RNA from Daldinia loculata, 1499 nucleotides. RefSeq lists its product as uncharacterized. The coding region runs from base 438 to 1013 and encodes 191 amino acids. The record is from RefSeq and is a predicted model, not a curated record. The transcript is spliced from 3 exons. NCBI's taxonomy places the organism in Eukaryota, Fungi, Ascomycota, Sordariomycetes, Xylariales, Hypoxylaceae.